This is a messenger RNA of Gekko japonicus, 2656 nucleotides long. RefSeq names its product prickle planar cell polarity protein 4 (gene PRICKLE4). Gene Ontology annotation, molecular function: zinc ion binding. The record is from RefSeq and is a predicted model, not a curated record. The transcript has 8 exons. Bases 124 to 1749 code for a protein of 541 amino acids. NCBI's taxonomy places the organism in Eukaryota, Metazoa, Chordata, Lepidosauria, Squamata, Gekkonidae.
GGAGGGGAGGCUGCCGCUUCUUGUCAAGCCACGGAAAUCUGGGCUGGAGUUUGGGAACGUCGCGUCGCAGGGAGGAACCGGCCCCGGGGGAAAGUCGGCGGCAGCAGCAUCUUCUUUCUGCGGAUGUCCCUACCGAGCUCUACAUGGUUCCAGAGAGAGAAGGCUCCAUGCAUUUCUGCCCUACCUGCCCUUCUACCUGCUUCUUCUUCAGACAGUGAUUCUGGCUGUGCCCUGGAAGAUUACAUAGGACUUGCUACAGAAAUCCCCCCGGCAGAGGUGGCAAUACACUUUGGUUCUCAGUCGUUCAAUGCAGUCCCUGCUACCUUUCCAAAUCGGCUCCACAUCAGAGCUCUUCUUCAGCAACUGCCACCACAAGACUGCAAUGAGAAAUACUGCCCGUCCAUUGGGGAAGAGGAAAGGGAGCAGCUGCGAACAUUUGCUGCACAGCGGCGGCAGGAAUCACUGGGCCAGGGUGUUACAUGCUUGGUAUCUUCUACAACCCAUGGCUGUUUCUGCAAAAAGUGUGGUAAGAAGAUAAACACAGGUGAACAGGGUAUUUUGGCAUCCAAACUGGGAGAGCAGUGCUGCUGGCAUCCAGCCUGCUUUGUCUGUCACAUCUGUCUUCAGCCUCUUGUGGAGCUCAUCUACUUUCAUCGGGAUGGGAAAAUCUACUGCGGACGACAUCAUGCAGAAUUCUUCCGUCCACGGUGUGCUUCAUGUGAUCAGCUGAUCUUCACCUUGGAGUGCAUGGAGGCUGAAGGCCUGUGCUGGCAUGAAGAGCACUUCUGCUGCCUGGAGUGUGACUUGCCCCUGGGGGCACGGCGGUAUGUUAUGAAGGGUGGCCAGCCCUACUGCUGUGCCUGUUUCGAGAGUCUUUAUGCAGAUGUCUGUCAAGCCUGUGGAGAGAUUAUUGGUGUUGACAGUGAGCAGGCCAGCCUCCAAGGUCAGCACUGGCAUGCCACAGGCUCCUGUUUCUGCUGCAGCCUUUGCAAGAAAGCAUUACUAGGCCAGCUGAUCACAACUCGCUGUGGCCUUCUGUUUUGUUCUGAGGCCUGCAGCUUGGAGAAGGAGUCAGCGCUGUCAUCCACAGGCUCAGAUUCCUCAGACUCUGCUUUCAUCUCAGCUCCUUCCCCCGACUCCACACCCAUAUCUAGAGCCAAAAACAGAAGCCCAAGUUGCUCCUUUGCAGCACCAAGAACCAACAGUGAUGCAUGUGAACAAACGGCAGAAGUAACAGAACGGCUACAUACAUCUGGGAAUUCCUCAUCCCUCCUUCCAGAGUUCACCAGCAAGGAGGAGGAAGUUGUUUUCAGGAACAAAUCAGUCUCCCCUCAGCUUGACGAACUUGAACCACUAGCUGAUUCUCCACAUCCUCUAGAAGUAGAGCAGAGCUCCAUCCAAGAGGACACUCUCCCACAGGCAUCCUGGCAACAGGUUGGAGACGACCACUCUAGAAGCUGUCUCUCCACAGCCUUGGAUGCAUCGGCACUGAUCAUGGACUUUCCAGAGGGGCUGGGUGGAGCUGGCACUGGUGAGCUGGAACCUGUGCAGGAACAAGAUGACACUUGGUGCCCUACUUGCUCAUCAUCUUCCGAUUCUGACUCUGAGCCAGAGGGCUUCUUUUUCGGGACACCAAUCCCAAAGCCUGGGUCCAGGCAUCUUGCUCUCCCCACUACGGAGCAGCAGGCACUUGGCAAAGGAGGAGGACGGGCAGCCAGAGCAAGCAGCAAACACUGCAGUAUCUCCUAGCUCCUGGGGGAAGCUACCAGAGACCCGGAAAGAGUCAGGCAAAAGAAGAAAGGGUAGCAUCACAAGCAGACAUUUAUGUAGCAAGGUGUGAACAGAGAGGAGAAGAAAAAGCCCUCUUCCUACAAGUAUGAAGUGAGAGAUUUAACAAGUCCAGGCUAGCUGACUCGGGAAGGAAAGGUGGUAUGUGUGCGCUUUAACAGCAGGCUUGGGAAGCAGGACUUUCAGGGGCGCAGAGUUUGCAUUUCUGUAAUUCAGUCAAGCUGUGUACUUCAGAGUUUUGCAAACAACUGCAUCCACUAGACAGUUUUUAAAAAUGCACAACCGAGUCUGCUGCUAUUUAAGGCAUGAUGCUUGCUUUUGGUAGUGGCACCUUUUGACAUAAUUUAACAACAGAACAAGCUAACUGGGGAUGGAAAAGCUCAUGGACAUGAAUAUAUACCCCUCAUACUAAUGGAGGGGGGGGGGAAGGAACAUUUAUUUGAAAACCAGAGGUUUAUCAGCUUGUCCAGUAAGGCCCAGUAUUUUGUUGAAAUGUGAAUACCUGCAGAGGCUGGGGAACACAACUUGGAAGUCUUUGAGCCCAGUCAGCAGUAACUUUUCAAUGUUUGCACCUACCGCAUUUGCCUCUCUGACUGGAAGCUCUCUGCUGCUCCCUGCUGGUAGCACAGCACAGCCAGAGUGAAACAAAUCCUCUUGGAAUAUCAGUACAUAUAAGAUGGACUUCAGUGUGGAGAAUGUGAAAUAAAAUGACCUCACUACCUGUACUUUAAUAUUCUGUAUAGACUCUCAGCCUCCUAACUUACAUGCAUUCAGAAGGGGGAGAGAGAAAUAGAUUAAUGAUGGCAGCCUUAAAAAGAUGCUAAAAUAUUAUUACACAAUUGUAACCUUAAUUGUCAGAGCUUGUAUC